GCUCAGCUGCUGAAAAGUAGGCUAGCUUAAAGCACACAAAGUUCAGAAGCCAGCGUCGUAUUUGGGUACAUUAUUUGCCCAGAAAUUGUGGUCAUGGAGGGAAAACGUUCAUCUUCAGGGAGACAGAAACGAGUGUCCCGCUCUCCAGAAGCCAACUACUGGGACUGUAGUGUCUGCACCUAUCGUAAUAGAUCAGAAGCUUUUAAAUGUGAGAUGUGUGAUGUCAGAAAGGGUACUUCUACUCGAAAGCCACGUUUGAAUGCACAGGUAGUUGCACAACAGAGAGCCCAACAAUUCAUGGCCCCUGGAACUGGUCUACACCAACCGAAACACCUCAGAAAACAAGGUUUAAAUCAAAGGAAAAACAGACCAAGAUUAAAAAACGUUGACCGAAGUAGUGCUAUAUCAACUCAGGUUGUGGUGAAUGAUGUGUCUGUGAUCAUCACAGAAUAUAGAGCAAAGGCUCACACAAGAGUUUCACCUGAAUCAGAUGAUAAUACCUCUUCAGGAGAUCAAACAACGAACAACAUUAAUGGAGUCUAAGGACAGGUUGUGCACAUUUUUCUAUUAUAGCAUUUUGUAAGACUGAAUUCAUUUGUAACUGAAAGGUUAAAAAACUACUGAAGGGAGUUAUUAUGACUCUGAUAUGCUGCUUUACCUGCAUUGAGAAUGGAGAUGAAGUGGUGGACUUUGAAGGAAAAGUAGCUUGUAUGGUGCUGUAAACAUGUCAUCUGGAUUCUCAUUGUUAUACUUGUUGCUUGAAACUAGUGGCACUGGGAUGGGAUGCUCUUGACAUCCAGAGGUUUGGAGGGGCAAGCGAAUACAAAGGCUCUUCCCUCUAAACAUUUUUCUGUCCAGAACAUUCCAGUGCCACUGCCUGAAGCUAUUAUGUUUUUAUGUAAUUGUAGAUAAUUCAGAAUUGAAUAUUGUUAGUUUAUCAGGAUUGAUGUCACAAUAUCAAAAUGCUGUCAGAGUCACUGCAGUUGAAUGAAUAAUAAUCUUUGAAACAGUUAGGAGCAUUAGAUCUUGCUUUAUGAUAGUCAAUUCUCUAAGCUUAAAAUCAAGUUUAUCGUGUGAUUGUCAGAUCCUAUGCUGUUAUGUGUGUAUAUUCCUCUUCAAGGGGGAAAAUUGUAUAUAAUGUAAGAGGAGAAAAUAGCUCUUGCCAAAAAUUAUUUAACCUUUCACUCUAAAUGAAAAAAUAAACUGUUCAUCAAGGUGUUUUUGUUAGGAAGAUUAUGUCUAUGAUAAAUAUUAGUAUCUUUCCAGAAGUAAAACAGUCUUUGAUUUGAUGUAUAAAGAUAUUUAAAAAGAUUAAUGAGGAUAUUUUUUUAAUUCAGGUUUACUAAAUACAAAAUGUAUUUGCUUGUAACUUGGUCAUUAUGUGACACUUAAAAUGUUUAUUAAAUUUCUGUCAUUUACUUAAUUAAAAGAAAAAUCAGGGAAGGCCUUUAACCAAUAUGCUGGUCUCCAACAGGACCCUGUAACAAUAUUAAGACAUUAUGACAUAAGAAAGACAAAACGUAGACACUAGUAGAAUGAUCAUAACUCUGAGGUGGUAAGUAAAUUAUGAAAAGGUGAAUAACAAUGAAUCUGGAUUCAUUUGAAUUCACUUUAAAGCAUGAAAUUAUAUUUAAUCAAUAAAUCUGCUUGUAUUGUUAAUGAAAGGUAAAUGUCCAGAUGCGACAGCUUCUUCAAAAUAGAUUAUUUUUUUUUUUUUACUGCCUCCCCCCUUAAAGGACAAGUC
This is a messenger RNA of Lytechinus variegatus (green sea urchin), 1744 nucleotides long. Its product is annotated as RING1 and YY1-binding protein A-like. Gene Ontology annotation, cellular component: nucleus. Gene Ontology annotation, molecular function: transcription coregulator activity; DNA binding. NCBI's taxonomy places the organism in Eukaryota, Metazoa, Echinodermata, Echinoidea, Temnopleuroida, Toxopneustidae. The transcript is spliced from 4 exons. The record is from RefSeq and is a predicted model, not a curated record. Bases 94 to 543 code for a protein of 149 amino acids. Gene Ontology annotation, biological process: positive regulation of DNA-templated transcription.